ACCACUAGAUCAGAACAUCUAGCCUUCGUCACCCAAUUAUUGCCUGCAUGGUACUGACAAAUACUACUCUCGUAUUCAUCAAUCCUGCGGCAGAUAAAAAUUGUAUUGUGAUUCGUUACGUUGCGUUGCAAGAGUACAGUACUUACCGACUCCUCAAGACUUCUCCAAUGAAGUCUAUGAUCAGUUACUUAGUGCUGCGCAGUAACCAGCUUACAAUUUUCUCGAUCGAUUAUAUAUUGCCCGUCAUACUAGUAUUGAGCUAUUUCCCAGUUAGCCAGCCCUGAACAAAUUGGCGAAAGCACAGCUAUCUUCUUCUAACCCUUUUCCGUCGAUACUGCCCAAGGGAUGCACAUCCUACCUCAUGAUCAGCACGAUAACUAAGCUGAGAGAUUUUGAGACACAUGAAGUAAAGACGACCCAUUCAUGACCCAUCUUUAGAUAGAUGUUAGAGAUCUAGCUAUCUGUAUCCCUAGCAUGGGAUAGGAUGG
This is a messenger RNA of Aspergillus vadensis CBS 113365, 488 nucleotides long. RefSeq lists its product as uncharacterized. Lineage: Eukaryota; Fungi; Ascomycota; Eurotiomycetes; Eurotiales; Aspergillaceae. The record is from RefSeq and is a predicted model, not a curated record. Bases 48 to 284 code for a protein of 78 amino acids. The transcript has a single exon.